AUGGUGUCAAUGACGCUGAUCAGUUUUAAGAAAUUGAGUUUAGGGGUGAUUCCAUCUGCAUCACCGUCUCCGUUCUUCACGCCUCGGCCCGAACGAUACCGGAUGGAUUAUUCUAGAGUCAGUGAUGUUAAGUCGUCUAUGGGUUAUCAUCGCCAAGAUAAAGAUCGUGAGGUUAAUGUGCAGGUUAUUCUAAGAUGCAGGCCAUUGAGCAACGAUGAGCAAAGCAACCCAUCAAGAGUGGUAACAUGUAAUGAACUUAAAAGAGAAGUCACUAUUUCACACAGUGUAGCUAAUAAGCAAAUGGAUAGACUUUUCACAUUUGAUAAGGUUUUUGGACCCAAAGCACAACAAAGAAUCAUUUAUGACCAAGCUAUCGCGCCCAUUGUUAGAGAAGUCCUUGAUGGUUACAAUUGCACAAUAUUUGCUUAUGGUCAAACCGGGACUGGCAAAACUUAUACCAUGGAAGGAUCAAUGAAAUCUAAGGGCACUGAAGUGUGUGCUGAGGCUGGUGUCAUCCCACGAGCAGUUCGACAUCUAUUUGACAUACUAGAAGCUCAGAAUGCUGACUACAGUAUGAAGGUGUCAUUUUUAGAACUGUAUAAUGAAGAAUUAACAGAUUUAUUAACUCAUGAAGAUAACUCAAGGUUCUCAGAAGAUAAGCAAAAGAAAUCUGUCUCCUUGAUGGAAGACGGAAGGGGUUGUGUUAUCAUUAGAGGCCUUGAAGAAGAAGUCGUGUACAGUGCUAACGACAUUUAUAACCUUAUGGAACGAGGAGCUGCUAAAAGGCGAACAGCAGACACAUUACUGAACAAGCGUAGCAGUCGCUCUCAUUCUGUCUUCACCAUAACGGUACAUGUAAAGGACAUAAGUAUUGGAGAGGAGGAGCUCAUAAAAUGUGGGAAGCUAAACCUUGUUGAUCUUGCAGGAUCUGAGAAUAUCUCUCGUUCUGGUGUAAGAGAGGGGCGUGCAAGGGAAGCUGGGGAGAUUAACAAGAGCUUACUCACCCGAAGAGUUAUUAAUGCGCUAGUGGAACAUUCAGCUCAUAUACCUUACAGGGACAGUAAGCUGACAAGGUUAUUGAGAGACUCACUCGGAGGGAAAACAAAGACGUGCAUCAUAGCAACAAUCUCACCAUCUAGCAGCUGUUUAGAAGAAACACUUAGUACUCUUGAUUAUGCUUAUCGUGCUAAAAAUAUUAAAAACAAACCUGAGGCAAACAAAAAGCUGUGCAAGACAGUUUUGCUCAAAGAUUUAUACAUGGAACUUGAGAGGAUGAAACAAGAUAUUCGGGUUGCUAGAGAUAAAAAUGGUGUUUAUGUACCGCUGGAAAGAUUUGUCCAAGAUGAAGCAGAAAAGAAGGGAAGGAUUGAGAAGAUAGAGCAGUUGAAGAUGGAGCUCGAACAAAGUAGAAAGGAAGUUCAAAAAUACCAUGACUUGUAUGUUUCUGAGCAAGAAGAGAAAUUGGAUUUAGAUGUUGAGCUCCGAGAUUGCAAGAAAAAUCUAGAGAGUACCUGUAAGGUCUUGCACGAACUUCAAGAGAAACAGAAGUUGUCCAUCACCCAGUUACAGGAAAAAGACUCUAUGAUAUCCAAACUUAUGUACUCAGAAAAUUCUCUAAUUCAACGUGCAAAGGAGCUGUGUUGCACUUUGGGAAAUGCAUCUGAAGACAUAUCGAUAUUGCACAAAAAAAUAGAUGACAAAAACAAAUUGGAAAAUCAAAAUCAUAAGCUAGUUGUUACAUUUGGUUCUCAGCUUGAUAAGAACUUAAAAAUCCUGCACCAAACGAUAUCAGGAUCGAUUUCAAUGCAGCAGGAUCAACUGCGAUGCAUGGAAGAGAACUUGUGCUCAAUUCUUGCCAGCAAAGAUGAUGUGAGAAUUCUAUUCGG
Chenopodium quinoa (quinoa) is the source of this 1886-nucleotide messenger RNA. Its product is annotated as kinesin-like protein KIN-5B. Lineage: Eukaryota; Viridiplantae; Streptophyta; Magnoliopsida; Caryophyllales; Amaranthaceae. Gene Ontology annotation, biological process: microtubule-based movement. The record is from RefSeq and is a predicted model, not a curated record. Gene Ontology annotation, molecular function: plus-end-directed microtubule motor activity; ATP binding; microtubule binding.